Messenger RNA from Microtus ochrogaster (prairie vole), 2417 nucleotides. It is a transcript of the gene Gli4, whose product is annotated as zinc finger protein GLI4. Gene Ontology annotation, biological process: embryo development; regulation of transcription by RNA polymerase II. The transcript is spliced from 3 exons. The record is from RefSeq and is a predicted model, not a curated record. Gene Ontology annotation, cellular component: transcription regulator complex; PcG protein complex; nucleus. Lineage: Eukaryota; Metazoa; Chordata; Mammalia; Rodentia; Cricetidae. Gene Ontology annotation, molecular function: DNA-binding transcription factor activity, RNA polymerase II-specific; RNA polymerase II cis-regulatory region sequence-specific DNA binding. Bases 570 to 1676 code for a protein of 368 amino acids.
AUGGUGCUGUGGGAAAUCUGGGCUUGGGGAUUACAACCUCAGGGUCUUUAGGAUCUGAGGAAAAGUUUUCCCUCUGGGAAUGUAUCCCUUCCAAUUUUCAUGAGUCACCCCUUUAAAAAUUAGAGUUUAAAAAUAAAAAAAGAUUUAGAGUUCUCAUGCCUCAUAAUCUCAUGCCUCAUAAUCCCAAAGCCCCAACUGUGGUACAGGAGCACUCUCUGGAAGAAUAAGCAAGCUUUUCUCUGCAGGCGAUGUUGGGAAGAACAUUUAGGAUACUUUAUUGAGAAGAGCUUCUAGGCCACUCUGACUUGCUGAUGAUGUUUCUAGGACCAAUGAGGGUUUCUCACCAAAUAAGCAAGCAGGCCCCUUGUACUGGGCCCUGCAACUCCUCAGGAGUUCACCUGCCUUUUCUUGGUAACCUUCUCGUGCUAAGUAGAGAAGCUAAGAAUCACCUAGGGCUGCUCAGAAAGCAGACGUGAUGUUCUCCACCCACAGCCUCCAUCGCCUCGUCUACCUUGGCUUUCAUUCUCCUUAGGUCCCAGGUGCAUACUCCUUGAGCAGGUCUCAGGAAGAUGGCAACCUUAGAGGAAGUUGAGGAGUCCACUCCUGUCUUGUCACCCAGCAGUCUGUCAUCACCAGGGACACCUGGAGACCAGCACCAUGUGCAUCCUCACGGCUCCCCCUGUUCCAGUCCCGAGGCAGCAGACCUGGACCUUCAAGACAUAGAGGAAGUGGAGGUCAGCAGAGACACCUGGCUUGACUCUGAGUGGGAGCCCAAGAAGACUCCGGCCUCUCUCAGUGCCCACAGUCCUGGAGAUGGCCUGGCCUCGGAUGGAAGGGCUCUGAGGGGCCUCUUGAAGAGCCUCCCCAGCAUGUCUAAGUGUGGGGGCAGCUUUGGCGAGGAAUGUACCGUGGAGCAGUCAGCAGGCCUGCCUCCAGGGACCCUGCCUUGCUCUCAGAAAAGGGACACUUGGCACAUGGUGCUCGUGCCACAGGGAGCCCAAGGGACCGAGGACAGCACGAAGAAGACUGCUGAGCUGGGCAGUAGUUUGGGGCGCAGCUGCCGGCAGGCCGGCCCACGGGGCGCCAAGCCACACCGCUGCGAGGCCUGUGGCAAGAGCUUCAAGUACAACUCUCUGCUGCUGAAGCACCAGCGCAUCCACACCGGGGAGAAGCCUUACGCCUGCCACGAGUGCAGCAAGCGCUUCGGGAGCUGGUGGGGCUUCAUGCAGCACCACCGCAUCCACACGGGAGAGAAGCCCUAUGAGUGCGGCCAGUGCGGCCAGGCCUUCAGCCACAGCUCACACUUCACACAGCAUCUGCGCAUCCACAACGGCGAGAAGCCCUACAAGUGCAGUGAGUGUGGCCAUGCCUUCAGCCAGAGCUCCAACCUGGUGCGGCACCAGCGGCUGCACACCGGGGAGAAGCCGUAUGUCUGCAGCCAGUGCGGCAAGGCCUUCAUCUGGAGCUCCGUGCUCAUCGAACACCAGCGCAUUCACACCGGCGAGAAGCCCUACAAGUGUGAAGAUUGCGGCAAGGCCUUCCGAGGUCGGUCACACUUCUUCCGGCACCUACGGACUCACACGGGUGAGAAGCCCUUCGCCUGUGGCACCUGUGGCAAGGCUUUUGGCCAGAGCUCCCAGCUCAUCCAGCACCAGAGGGUGCACUACCAUGAGUAGUGCACAUCCCAAUAAAGUUUGUGGGUGCUUUACCGGUACAUGGCAGGACAUGUCCUGUGUCCAAGUAUGGUGGCUAAAGAAACUGUUUUGUGCUAGGCAUCCAUCUUGAUACCCACCAGCCAUUUGUCUCUGACUCCAGUCCCUGGAGAUAAGUUCCCAGUAACCCUGACGCUGUGACCUCCACCCAAAAGUGCACAGCCAUGACAUCUACGCGUCAUGGUAUGACUAACUGCUCUUUGGCUUCUGUGACCUGCUUGUGCAGACUUGUGAGGACUAUUUGAGUUCUCCUUGGCUACCUAAUCUUGGCAGAGCAGAACAGCUCCUGGCUGGCGUGUGCAGAUGCUCAAGGUCAUCUUGUGGGUUUUGCCUUAAGAAUCCUCCCCUCACCCCCUUCACCCAGCAGUCUCUAGUCUGGCUCAGAGACUGCUGUCCUGCUAGCAGUUUCAAUAAAUAAACCUGUUGUACCUGUGGGACUUAAAUAGCAGACUCCUACGAGCAGGCGAGGACAGAAAGGGCAGGCAGCUCCUGGGGCAAGAUGAGGAAAGGCAAGUGGUUAGCCAAGGUUAGAGACAACAGAAGCCAAGCGAGAGACAGCGCAAGCCCCUGAAGGGAGCAGGGAAACCAAGCUCCAGAAGUGAGAAUCUGGGGAGGGAGAAUCUGCGUGGUUUGGUUUCCCAUGUCUGCAACAAAACUCCAACACACACCAGAAAACACAGAUCCACCAAACAACAUUAAAAAAGU